AUGAAUAAUAAUAAUAAUAAUCAUAAUAAUAACAAUAAUAAUACUGAUAAUGAUCAGUCCAAUUCUUUUCAACUGCCAUCGCUACCUCCAUGGAAGUCACCUCGAUUUAAGACUAAGAGAGAAAUACAUUUAACUACACCAUUACGAAGGCCAACAAGAGUAUAUCCCGAGAAUAAUGGAGAUAGUAGGAGAAUAUCAUUAUCAGGACCACAGUUUGAGAUUUCAAAUGUGCUUAUGGCAAGAGGCCAAUCUAAGGAUAAGCUAGAAGAGCUCCAUAAAUUUGGCUUAUCAGAAGAGUAUGACGAAUACGAUUGUUAUUCUUUAACCAACAAGACUCUAGUUAGAGAAAGCAAAAUACAAAACUUUUUACAAUCUGAAAGAGCUGUUCAUUGUUUGGUAUUUCAUAAAGAUGCACAUAUCAAUCAGAUGGAUUCAUACAGACCAGAUAUUAACUACAAUUGCGGCGAUGGGGAUGAAUUAGAUAGCAAGGAAGUUAGAGAGGAUUCAUCACUACUGAUAAAUGUACCAGGAUAUACCAAUGAGGAACUGACUGAACAAAUAAGUCGAGGUCAAUUCAUUGAACGACCAAACAUAAGAAGGAUAGACGAAAUUCUAAAUCAUGAAGUAAAUGAUUUAACUAAAUUCUGGAAUAAUUCGACAUUAGCACAUUCAUUCGAAAGAAAUACAUUGCAUGAACAAUACUUGAUACUUCAACGGGAGCAGAAGGAAUUGGCCAAGAUUAAGGAAUCAAUGAGAAGAGACUCAAGAAACUAUAACAAAAACCUAAAGUUCAGCUUUAACUUCGAACAAUCAACGCAUUUUUGA
Molecule: messenger RNA, 825 nt
Organism: Vanderwaltozyma polyspora DSM 70294
Lineage: Eukaryota; Fungi; Ascomycota; Saccharomycetes; Saccharomycetales; Saccharomycetaceae
Gene: APC9
Product: anaphase promoting complex subunit 9
Exons: 1
Coding region: 1-825 (274 amino acids)
Cellular component (GO): anaphase-promoting complex
Source: RefSeq, a predicted model, not a curated record